Entrophospora candida is the source of this 1698-nucleotide messenger RNA. Lineage: Eukaryota; Fungi; Glomeromycota; Glomeromycetes; Entrophosporales; Entrophosporaceae. The record is from the annotation of a GenBank genome assembly.
AUGUCUUCUUCACAUUUACAUACUUCACAAAAAAAUGACAACAAUAACAUUAAUACUAAUAAAAGGUAUUAUUGUUAUCGACAUAAAUUAGGUCUAAAGAGAAAUUCUAUGAAUUCUAAUGAAUCUACCAUGCUUGAGAAUUUACAACAGAUGCCAACAGAAGAAAAACAAACAAUUGAACAAAUAUUAUCAUUAUUUUCUAAACUUUCUUUAAAAAGUCGAAAUACUGCUUUAGAAGGUUUAUUGCACCAAUGCUGCUCAACACAAUUAUCAUUUCUUUCAAGUAGAUUGGAGGAUUUGAAUCGAAUAAACUUUAUUGCAUACAUUCCAAAGGAACUCUCGCUUCAUAUUCUUUCUUAUUUAGAUGCAACUUCGCUAUGUCGUGCAGCUCAAGUUUCCAAAACAUGGAGGCUAUUAGCUGACGAUGAUCAGGUGUGGCAUAAAUUAUGUGAACAACACAUCGAUAAAAAAUGUUAUAAAUGUGGUUGGGGACUUCCUUUAUUGGAAAAAAGAAAACACAUGAAUAAAAGAAAAAUCCUUCAAAAUCCAUCACCGCCAUCAUCACCACCACCCUCAUCUACUCUAAUGACAUCACGCCCUUCUAUUUCACUUACAUCGCCAUCAACAUUAGAUAAUAUAAAAAGAGAGACAAAACAAAUCUAUCAAGAGCGUCUUGCCGUUGAAAGAAAUUGGCGAAGUGGUACAUAUAAUACCCGUGUGUUGAAAGGACAUCGAGAUGGGGUAACCUGCCUCCAGUUCAACGAAGAGAAGAAUAUUCUAAUUAGUGGGUCUUAUGACGCAACUGUUAGAAUAUGGGAUAUUGAAACAGGAGAAAAUGUGCGUACACUUAAAGGACAUUGGAGUUGUGUUAAAACACUACAAUUCGAUGAUGUCAAGCUUGUAACAGGCUCUUUGGAUCAUACGAUAAAAUUAUGGAAUUAUAAGACAGGGCAGUGUAUCAGGACGUUUCGUGGACACAUGGGUGGAGUUAAUUCUAUACAUUUUAAUGAACGGAUACUUGCUAGUGGAUCAGCUGAUUGCACAGUUAGGGUCUGGAAUUUCACGUCAUGUGUACAGUAUGCUCUGAGAGGCCACACGGAUCGUGUGAACUGUGUUAGAAUUUACAAACAGUCACGAGUCUUAUCUUCGUCAGAUGACUGUACGAUAAGAGUAUGGGAUUUACCAACAAAAACUUGUGUACGAGUAUUCAAGGGGCAUAUAUUACAAAUUCCGUCGAUAGAAUUUGCCUCCCUAUCGAUGUUUUCAAAAAUGUUUUCUUCAGUUCAUCAAGAAAGCAACAACAAUAAUGUUGAUUAUGGUAGUAAUAAUAAUGAUGAUGGCGGUGAUAGUAUUGUUGAACAAAGAUGCGGAGGAGGAAAUCAUGAAAACGAAGAUUUACCUAUUAUUGUGUCGGGUUCGCUCGACAAUACAAUAAAAAUCUGGUGUUUUCAAUCAGGAAAAUGUUGUAAAACGUUAUUUGGUCAUCUUGAAGGUGUUUGGACUCUGGCAUUAGAUAAAUUGAGAUUGGUGAGUGGUUCACAGGAUAAUUUAGUGAAGAUUUGGGAUAAGGAUACAGGACAUGAUUUACAUACCCUGGAAGGACAUAGCCAACCAGUGACAUGUGUCGCAUUGAGCGACACGAAAAUUAUUAGUGGCAGUGAUGACAAAGAAAUUAGAAUUUGGGAUUUUAAAGUUUAA